AUGCCUACUACACAGAAAUCCCUCGUUCUCGACAAAAAAUUCGGCAAUCUGGUCAUCCAGGACACUGAAAUAUACAAACCUGGCCCCGGAGAAAUCCUCAUCAAGGUCCAAGCGACGUCGCUCAACCCAGUUGAUUGGAAGAUUCAGAAAUAUGGAGCAUUUUUGGAGGAAUUCCCAGCCGUUCUGGGUACCGAUGUAGCUGGAGACGUUGAAGAGCUCGGUGAAGGAGUUACUGAAUUCAAGAAAGGGGAUCGAGUCUUCAUUCAAGGCAGAUUUGAGAACAGAGCUAGUAGUUUCCAGCAAUACACAACUGCCGUCGCCGAAAGCGUCGCAAGAAUUCCUCCCAAUUUCACAUACGAGCAGGUCGCUGCACUUCCCGUAGUCCUGACAUGCGCAUAUGUAGGACUAUACAAUCAACAGCCAUACGGCUUAGGUAUCGCUCCACCAGUAGACGAGUCCACCCAAGGAACUUACGCCGGAACACCUAUUGUCGUUCUCGGUGGUGCGACCUCGGUUGGGCAAAUAGCCCUUCAGCUCGCAAAGCUCUCCGGUUUCUCUCCGAUUUUCACAACCGCGUCUCUCAAACACACAGAGUUCUUGAAAUCGCUAGGAGCUACGGCUGUUCUUGAUCGCAGCCUUUCGUCCAGUGAUAUCAUUUCUGAGAUAAAGAAAGUGACCGAUAAGCCAAUCAAUUUGCUAUACGAUGCCGUUUCUUCAGCAGCCACGCAGCAACUUGGAUUGGACAUUCUGUCUGCUGGUGGGCAAAUGAUCACAGUUCUUCCAUUGGCCGUCAAAGUCCCGGAGGAUAAGAAAGUCAUUCCUAUUCUCGGAUUGUUGAGGUCGCCAGAGAAUGUGGAACUCACUCGUACAUUGUAUCACGACAAAAUAGCAGGGUGGCUCGAGAAGGGUGUGAUCAAGCCAAACAACAUUGAAAUUCUGCCAAAUGGCCUGGCUGGAAUACCCGAUGGGUUGAAGCGGAUGGAGGCAGACCAAGUUUCUGGUCUGAAACUCGUGGCACGACCUCAAGAAACAAAAUAG
This is a messenger RNA of Psilocybe cubensis, 1038 nucleotides long. RefSeq lists its product as uncharacterized. The coding region runs from base 1 to 1038 and encodes 345 amino acids. Gene Ontology annotation, molecular function: oxidoreductase activity, acting on NAD(P)H. The transcript is spliced from 5 exons. The record is from RefSeq and is a predicted model, not a curated record. Lineage: Eukaryota; Fungi; Basidiomycota; Agaricomycetes; Agaricales; Agrocybaceae.